This is a messenger RNA of Pogonomyrmex barbatus (red harvester ant), 4877 nucleotides long. It is a transcript of the gene rdgB, whose product is annotated as retinal degeneration B. The record is from RefSeq and is a predicted model, not a curated record. Gene Ontology annotation, biological process: phospholipid transport. NCBI's taxonomy places the organism in Eukaryota, Metazoa, Arthropoda, Insecta, Hymenoptera, Formicidae. Gene Ontology annotation, molecular function: phosphatidylcholine binding; phosphatidylinositol binding; phosphatidylcholine intramembrane carrier activity. Gene Ontology annotation, cellular component: cytoplasm.
CGUUCCGCCGUCAGUCGCUGGCGAUGCGUUGCCCUGUUCGUGUGUUGUGUUUGUGUUUCCUGAUGUCAUUCGGUUCCGUCGUCGCCGUUGGGCCACCCCUUUAGACCCUUCAAUCGCUGUCCCCGCCGUGAUAUCAUUUCGCAUCAUUUGACGUCAUUGUUUAACCCUUUUUAUCCGUGCGCCUCCUCCUUCGAUAUUGACAUUUGGACAGCGACUGUAGCCGUAAAAGUUUCUAAACCGAAGAGGCGAAGUGACACGUCGUGUCCAGACAUCUUUUCCGCGGGAACGAACGUUAAUCGAGACACGAGGAAAAUGUGAAAACUCGAAAGUAUCUCUUCCGGAAACUACGUCGUUGAUGGUGUGAAUGCGGAAUUACGCGCGACUGUUUCCGGCACAAGGAUUAUACUUGACGACGCAAAAUGGAGACGUCACUCGUGAUUCUCGCCGAGAGAGAUUUCUCGAAGUGUCGCGAAGACGUCGAACGUGGCGGCGUCCGGUAUCUCUGAAGGGAAGAUGCACUUUACGAAGAUGCACGGGUGAUACGGGACAGGCUCCGACAAAAUGUUGAUCAAGGAAUAUCGCAUACCGUUGCCUCUCACGGUAGAGGAGUAUCGAAUCGCUCAGCUGUACAUGAUAGCGAAAAAAUCACGGGAGGAGAGCAAGGGUGCCGGUAGCGGCGUGGAGAUAAUCGAGAACGAGCCGUAUAGCAACGGGCCGGGCGGUAGCGGGCAGUACACACACAAAAUUUAUCAUGUGGGCAGUCACCUGCCGGGCUGGUUCAAGAGCCUCCUGCCCAAGUCGGCGUUGAUCGCCAAAGAGGAGGCAUGGAACGCCUAUCCGUACACCAAGACCCGCUACACGUGCCCGUUCGUGGAGAAGUUCUACGUCGAGAUAGAGACCUAUUACUUCCCGGACGACGGCCACCAGGAGAACGUCUUCAAUCUCACCGGCAGUGAUUACAGGAACAGGAUCGUGGAUCUGAUCGACAUUGUCAAGGAUCAGCCCUACGGAACCGACUACUUGAAGGAGGAGGACCCCAAGUUAUACGUGUCGGAGAAGACCGGAAGGGGCCCGCUGGAGGACACGUGGCUCGAGGAUUAUUGGGCCGAUGUGGAAGGAAAGCAACAGCCAACGCCGUCGGGAAAGUCACUAAUGUGCGCGUACAAGCUAUGCCGAGUAGAGUUCCGUUAUUGGGGCAUGCAAACGAAAUUAGAAAAGUUCAUACACGACGUAGCUUUGCGGAAGACGAUGGUGCGGGCGCACAGGCAGGCCUGGGCCUGGCAGGAUGAGUGGAACGGUCUGACGAUGGAGGACAUCAGGGAGAUCGAGCGGCAGACGCAACUCGCGCUGCAACGGAAGAUGGGCCUGGGUGAUUCUGCGGAAGAUGAGCUCGAGGACGAGGGUCGAAAGGCGAACGCGACAACGACGACGGCAACCACAACGGCGACGGUGACGCCGGCGAAUACAACGAUGGCGGAGUCGGCGGUAGCCAAGACGCUGGCGGCCACCCUGGGCAGCAUCGAGAAAAACGAAGAGAUGCAGAGUCCGCUUUCCGUCAGGAAACCAUCUGACAUUCCCAUCAUCAACACGGCAGGCAGCUCCGAGGGUGAGAUCAGUCCUGAGGACUCGCCGGUCGAUCUGAAUGAGAUCAAAAAUGUGACCGCCGAUGAAAAGGAUGCCAAGAAGGACUGGAUGAAAAACAACAUGCCCUUGCACUCGCCAAAUUCGAAUAAGAAUUUCGACAUACAGAUCGCGAAUUGGAGGAUGGAGAGUAUCGUCAGGGAGUCCGAAUCCGGCAGUGAUGACGAGUUCUUCGAUUGUCAGGCUGGGUUCAUUAUACCUGUUAUACGCAAAGAGGACUUUGAAGAUAGCUCUUCAUUAGCUAAAUGGAGUUCUUUGGAUCUUCUAGCAGAAGGGGAGGACACGACUAUGCGGACACCGUCUGCGGCAAACGAGCAAGAAGAUACAAUAUUUUCACCAUCAUAUCUGCAGCGUAUUACUAACGAACGAAGCAGUAAAAGAUUGCAGAUCAAUACCUCAGCGAGCAUCGACGUGUCGUGUCCAACAUCCCCUCAACAUUCUCCUACGCAUCAACCAUGCAAAAUUACUGUUUUAAUUAUCGUGGUACAUGGUGGCAGUGUUUUAGACGCGAAUGUCGAUUUAACAGCGAAAAAGUCAGACAUAACGACAUUUCGCGGAGCUUUUGAAUCCGUUAUGAGACAACAUUAUCCUAGCAUGGUCGGUCACAUAUCGGUUAAAUUUGUCGCUUGUCCUUCGAUUUGUACUGAGGCUUUAGGAAUUUUGUCAAGUUUGAGUCCAUACAGCUUUGACAUGUCGCCUUCAUGCAUGGACGUUCCACAAGUGACGCACGAUACCAUUCCGAUCGGUGCAAUUCCGUUACUAGCGAGUUCGAAUUCCGAAUAUCAGGAUGCGGUAUCGCGCGUGGUGAUGAGCGCCAAUCAAGUGUAUCACGACUUUAUUAAGAGCAACGAGGGUAAAGGGUUUAACGGACAGAUCUGUUUUGUGGGAGACUCGGUUGGGUCAAUCUUGACCUACGACGCCUUGUGCAGAGCGACACAGCACUCGAGACACAGCAGCGAGAAUAGUAUUCUAGAGGGUAGCGGCCAGCAGGGUAAUGACAAUGGCGGAAACGCCGAAGAUGGCAAGCAUCUGUCCGCGCCAUCUCCUAGAAGAAGGUCUUCCGGUACGAGUGACAACAAGCUUGACUUUGAGGUGGGUGACUUUUUUACAUUUGGCAGUCCGCUUGCGUUAGUCCUCGCUUACAGGAAGAUCGCCAGCGACAAGAAUAGUUUCAUUCCCAGACCGUUAGUCAAUCAAGUGUACAAUCUGUUUCAUCCCACGGAUCCCGUGGCCGUGAGAUUGGAACCUUUGAUCUCGGCGAGGUUUUCGUUGAUCCCGCCGGUUAAUAUUGCCCGAUAUCAAAAGUACCCGCUCGGCAACGGCCAGCCUUAUCAUUUGCUGGAAACUAUCCAGACUAAUCCGCAAUUAUUCGCUGAUGGAUUGAAUGUUCCCAAUCUUCAAGUGUCGCAUUUAAGAAGAUUAUCCGAUAUAUCACUUCAAAGUACAAUGUCAGGCAUUAUCGACAAUGUUCCUUUACAGGCAGUGUCUGCCCUGAUGCAAAAAUGGUGGGGUACUAAGAGACUAGAUUAUGCGCUCUACUGUCCAGAGGGUCUUGCUAAUUUUCCUACAAACGCCUUGCCUCAUCUCUUCCAUGCUAGUUAUUGGGAAUCUUCGGACGUGAUUGCGUUCAUUUUGAGACAAUUGGGCAGAUUUGAUUUGCCACUACUCGGCAACGAGGAGAAAGAUCUCACUUGCUUCCGUCCAGGUCAACCCAGAGAAAAAUGGAAUAAAAAGCGUACCUCCGUUAAACUUAAGAAUGUUGCUGCCAAUCACAGAGCGAAUGAUGUCAUCGUGAGGGAAGGUGCACCACAAGUAUUAGUUGCUAGGUUUAUGUACAGUCCUAUUGAUAUGAUAACUUUAACAGGUGAGAAAGUUGAUAUCCAUAUUAUGAAAAACGCACCGGCCGGUGAAUGGACGUAUCUUUCUACCGAGGUAACUGAUAAGAAUGGUAGAAUAAUUUACGAAAUACCAAGUGACAAAGCGCUAGGCUAUGGACUUUAUCCGAUAAAGAUGGUUGUAAGGGGAGAUCAUACAUCUGUAGACUUUUUCAUGGCUGUGAUACCGCCGAAAACUGAAUGUGUGGUUUUUAGCAUAGACGGCUCUUUUGCCGCUAGUAGGUCAGUGAGUGGUAAAGAUCCGAAAGUUUGGGCUGGUGCCGUUGACGUUGUAAGGCAUUGGCAAGAGUUGGGUUAUCUCAUUAUUUAUAUUACCGCGAGACCAGAUAUGCAACAGCAGACAGUGGUUUCUUGGUUGUCGCAGCAUAAUUUUCCUCAUGGUCUCGUCUCAUUUGCCGAUGGUCUGUCGAGGGAUCCGCUCGCCCACAAAGCUGCCUACUUGAAUAAGCUUGUGAAGGAGCAUGGUAUGAUAAUUCAUCAGGCGUACGGCAGCGAGAAGGACAUUAAUGUGUACACGGCGAUAAGUCUCAAACCGAGCCAGAUCUUCAUCAUCGGCAAAGUAUCCAAGAAGCAUCAAGCUAUGGCGACAAUACUGUAUGACGGAUAUGCCGCUCAUUUGAGCAUGCUGCAGGCGCAUGGGGGUUCGCGGCCUGCUCAAGGCAACGCACGCAUGGUAAUCCCCAGAGGUCAAUUUGGUUUACCAGGACAGAAUUCUUCCCUGCGUCGACGAAGCUCUUUUAGGACGGCGAAGCGUGCAAUCUCGCAACCACCCCUAGGCAAGGCACCCUUCCCGUUGGAGCGAUCUACGAGCGUGGGCCCAUCCGUCGCGCCUGCAUCAUCAGCCAAUGUUCAUCAAUCAGCAGCAACCGAGAAACUCUGACGAUUUGCUCGCUGCCGCUCGUUCUUCGAGUCGCGGCGGUAGCUCGUGAAGAAAGGACACGAUUACGAUUCUUGGUUCCGUAUCCGGUAGUUCCUUUAUUCCGUAGAUCUUUUAUUUCGCGAUGAUCUUAUAGAUUUUUACGCAAAAUUUGCGUGCGAGUCACAAUUCACAAUAAUAAUAUCACUGACAUUUCGUAUUAUAGAUUCUUUAUCUCCUGUAGAUCUUCGCUGACACAUGUAGAUGUUGUUGUCUCAUUUCGUCGUAUCUCAUGUCGUGAAUCUUUAAUCUAUUUUCGCAGAUUUAUAUGGUACUAUAGAUACCUUAGCCUUCUCGAUCUUGAGCAUUUUUAGUUUUGCAUGAGUGCUAGUUCGUAAUAACUUUUAUGAUAUCGUAAAAUAAUCGUAUUUGUUCGUUUUUGCAGAUUGUACUGUUAAAUCUCAAAAUGUUGGAUUUUCCAAAAA